CGAGAGUCAAAAGGAAGGCAGGGCAGUAGGGAGGCUAUAUGGAUGGGACCCAUCUCCAUUCUUUUUAGUGUAAGUUAGCUUUUUUUAGAUUAGCAGGACAGUAGAGGCCACCCGGCUAACCUGACUGGGAGUGUACAGGUGGCAGGAGAGGGGGUGGGAAAUGGAGGGCUGAUGGACAGCAGAAAGAACCAAUCAGAGGACAAUGCUGGCCAGGAACCGCUUCAUCCUGUUGCUGGUGGUUGGGGUGGUGCUGGCUGUUCUCAGCUACAGCGUGCAGUACUUGCAGCUGGUGCCGGUGUCUCCGGUGGAGUCCAGCCGCUCUGGCGUGGGGAAGAGCAGGAAGAGGGUGAACCCCGUGCUGCAGACGCCGCCCGCCACACCCGACCCCCUGGCCGGAGCCUACCGCUACUGCAACACCCCCAACCGCACUCAACAGACAUGGGAGGGCCACAGCCCUGCAGACUACCAGCUGCUCUCCGUGCAGGUCAUGAUUCGUCAUGGCGACCGCUACCCUCUCUAUUCCAUCCCCAGGACCAAGAAACCUCCUAUAGACUGCACCUUGUCUCCUAACAAAGCGCCUUCCCACCCACUCCUGUCCUCCUUCAUCAGUGACAUGGCUAAAGACGGCCAGACUGACAACUGGGACGCCUCCCUCACCUCUCUGGCCCGCCUGCCCAAUCACAGAUCAUGUGAGAUGGGCGAGCUCACACAGACAGGUGUGGUCCAGCACCUGCGUAACGGGCAGGUGUUGCGGGGCGCGUACCUGCGUGGUGUCCCGCUGCUGCCGGCGUCCCUGGGCUCGUCUCAGGUGCUGCUGGAGACGACGGGGAAGAGCCGGACGCUGCAGAGCGGCCUAGCGCUGGUCUACGGACUGCUGCCGGGCUUCUCCCGGCCGGCCCUGAAGGUCCGGCAGCACUGGAACGCGCUCUUCUGCGGCCGCGCCUGCGACUGCCCCGCUCGCCAGCGCCACCUGGAGGCCGAGCAGCGACGGCAGUACCGGCUGCGCGUGGCCGACACGCGCCUCGACCGCGCCUACGUCGACAUGGCGGCGGCGCUUGGCGUGGCGCCGCGGGUGCUCCGGGCGGCCAAUCCGGUGGACGCGCUGCUCUGCCACCUGUGCCACGGGCUGCCUUUCCCCUGCCGCGUCGCCGACGGCAGCGCCAACACGUCCUCGUCGCCGGCGUCCAGCUGCCUGACCCCGGCGCACCUGGCGGAGAUCCGGCGUCAGCAGGAGGAGGACGAGCGGGAGCGCCAGGUGGCGGGGCUGUACCACCGCUACGCCGUGCUGGCCGCCCAGCCCUACCUGGAGCGCACGGCCGCCCGCAUGGAGCGCGUCGCCCGCGGCAACCCGGCGCCGCCGCCCUCCGAGCCCCUCGUCACCGUGGCGUCCGCGCACGACAUCACCAUGGCGCCGCUGCUAAGCGCCUUGGGCCUGGAGGGCGUGGCCGGCUUCCCGAGCUUCGCCGCGCGGCUGGUGAUGGAGCUGUGGAGGCGGCCGAACGCGGGCGGAGCGAGGGAUAGAGCCAGGGUGGCGGAGGAGAAGGGGAAGGAGUGGGGGAGGGAGCUGAGGGCCAAGCGCUCGCAGGAUGACCUGUUUGUGCGCGUGCUGUACAACGGCGAGGACCUGACGUUCCACACCACCUUCUGCCGCACGCACCCACGCCACACGCACACGCCGCUCUGCCCACUCGGCAAGUUCCUGCGCUUCGUCCGCGGGGACAUCUUCAGCCCGCUCAACGCCACCAGCUACCAGCAGGCAUGUCACGCCACUGGACCUUAGCGACCAUACACACACACUCACACACACUCGCAUACACAUGCAUACACACACGCAUACACACAUGCAUACACAUGAGACAGCCAGAUAGGAUGGAGAAAAAACCUGCCUCAGACACACACACACACACACACACACAAAUACACAAGGCAGCUUGCUACAUAUACUUGAACCUGCUAGAUGCAUGUGUAUAUAUACACACACACACCAGGGUUUCGGUUAUCCGGUAAUACCCGGCCGGACAUUGUCCGGGAAAAAAACAAUGUCCGGCCGGGUAUUUGGAAAAAAUAUAUAAAACGAUAAAAUGUUUGAUUGAAAUUGGCUAAUAAUCCCGUCCACCUAACACAAUAUGAAUUUGAGAAUAAGCCUAAAAUGUAGGCCUAUACUAAAGCAAGAAUACACCAUCUGGCUAUGUUUCAAAUAAAACGUCUGUUAUGUCAGUUAACAACGAACAAAGCGAUAAUAGGAUAUUUGAUCAAAAUGUCCGGAAAACAAAACCAUUUUUUCCAAGUGGAAACGCUGACACACACACAUACAUACCUUACAUACAUACGCACAUACAGUAACCUGCCACAAAACCUGCCACAACCAUGAUUCUAUAAAUCCUGCCACACACUCAGGAAAACCACACACACACACGUAUGGUCACAAAUACACAUUCUCACACACACACACACGUACACACACAUCUGAGAAAAGUGUUUGGAGUUGUUUGUUGGACUGAAUGGAAGUUAACAGCACUAGGCCUACAGGUAACUUCCCAGACAUACCUGUUGAGAGAAGUGAGAUCUGGUCCACCAAAUCCAUUUCCUUGAUGAGUGCUGGAGGGCAUUCCAGGUCCUUGAAGGAAGGACACUCACAUUCCCUACUGUUUUACUAUAGUAUUUUGUACUUAAAACUCUUCGUCCAAGGGCUAACCAAUAGACUAUUCUAUUCUUGGAACUGACACAAUUUUAAGACGGUACAUGCAUUCCCUUGCAUUAACACACACACACACACACCCCACAUCACUUUUUCUAUUGAAGGAUGUUUACGUGUGGUGAAUUGCACAAACUUUUCCAGUGGUCUCAGUACUCUCGUUUUAAACAUCCCGUGUUGCUGAGGUUCCCGAGUCGACUCGUGAGACAUCUCCAUGAGACAUGUUGCCACACAGGACUUUUGGGACCAAGUUCUUGGGCACAACGCCACUUUAAUCCUCCACGACCCAGUCUGUGGGCAUUCCUUACACGCCGUUCCCUCAGCUGGACCGUAGGACGUCCUCCGUGCUGGAACAGACGAGCGAAAGGAAACGGUGCAACAUUGUUUUGCCAGUGUAAUUAUAAUCUUUAACAUCAGUUGUUACCUGUAACAAAGUCCUGUUGUUUUACCAUUUUGAAUGUUGGAUUAAGUAUUGUAUCAUGUUUUUUUUGCCUCUGUGUAACAGUUAAUUCUCAUGUUUUAGGCCUAACGGUUGUAGAUAAUUUAUCUGUUAAACACAAAUUCCUCUGUUGUUUGCUAUGAACAUA
Molecule: messenger RNA, 3282 nt
Organism: Alosa sapidissima (American shad)
Lineage: Eukaryota; Metazoa; Chordata; Actinopteri; Clupeiformes; Clupeidae
Gene: pxylp1
Product: 2-phosphoxylose phosphatase 1
Exons: 6
Coding region: 203-1780 (525 amino acids)
Biological process (GO): chondroitin sulfate proteoglycan biosynthetic process; dephosphorylation; glycosaminoglycan biosynthetic process
Cellular component (GO): Golgi apparatus
Molecular function (GO): phosphatase activity
Source: RefSeq, a predicted model, not a curated record